Seminavis robusta is the source of this 2403-nucleotide messenger RNA. The record is from the annotation of a GenBank genome assembly. NCBI's taxonomy places the organism in Eukaryota, Bacillariophyta, Bacillariophyceae, Naviculales, Naviculaceae.
AUGGCCAACCAGGAAGUGAUUGAGCUGUCGGUGGACGAGACGAACAAGUUGCGUGCGGAAUUGGGCUUGGCACCUCUUCGCAUCGAUGGCCAUAGUACCAAGAAGGAAUCAUUAUUAGCCGCGGACAACAAUCAAGGAGAAGGAGAAGAAGUGUUGGAAUUGUCCGUGGACGAUACGAAUGCACUCCGCGCCAAAUUGGGGUUGCCUCCGUUGCGUUCCAUCAAGGAGAAUAUUCAAGACGCCAAUUUGAAGGCCAAGCAAGAAGAAGAAGAAAAGCAAAAGGCAGCAGCGCAAGAACGAUUGGAAAAUGAUGUCAAAAAGGGCAUUGCCAGUACGUUUACGGCCAAGUCUCUGGGAGAAACCGAAUCCACCGAUGUCGCAUCGUGGGCUGCCAAAUUAAUGCGACAACAGCAAUCCAAAGAAGAAAAAAAGAAGAAAAAGAAGGACAAAAAGAGCAAGAAAAAGAACGAUGACAAGUACGACGCGGACGACUUGAAGGGCAUGACUGUCUCUCACGCCAUGGGCGACUUGGAAGCCGGUUCGACCACGGUCAUGACAUUGGCCGAUGCUCCCAUUUUGACCACCAAGGAGAGCAAUCCGCAGAUUGUGACGGGCUUGAAUGAAGACGCUACUCAAUUGGAAAAUGUCAAUUUGGCAGAAGCUUCCAAACAACAAGAUGGAUUGCGCAAAAAGCGACAACUCGAAAUGGGCAUGGGACGAGCCGGUGGAUACGCCGGGUUUGACGAUGAUGAAUUUGUCGAAUUGGGAGGAACCGGAGCUCCUUCCAAACGGACGCGAGGAGGCGGCGAUCCUGCUACUGGUAGCAGUACUAGUAGUACUAAAAAAACAGGCAAGGGAUUCCAAAUUGGUGACGACGCCAAUGCCAACGAUGCCAAAGCUGGCACGGAUAUGUUUGCCGCCAUGGAAGCUGGCAAGGCCAUUUCCUUGGAGCCGAUGCAAGCCGAUGUACAAGCCUCGGAUUUCUUGACGGAACAGGAAGACUUGGAGUUGAGAGGCAAAAAGGAAAAGAAAGCCAAGAAAAAGGAGAAAUUUGACAAGAAGAAGAAAAAGAAGGAUAAGAAAAAGGAUAAGAAAAAGCAUCGCCGACGACAGACUGAAGACGAUGAUGACGACAACAGCGAGGUGGAAAACAAGGAGCCAAGUGGCAAAUCCUUGUUGGAAGAGUUGGAAGAAACGGCAGAAGAUGACGACAAGAAGAAGAAGAAGAAGAGCCGCAAACGAAGCCGACGUGACGAUGAUGAUGACAAGGAAGAUGAUGUAGAAAUGGAAGAAGCUCCACCUUCGUCAGUUCACCCCACGACGGCCGUCAAAAAGGAAUCCAAAGACAGCGAUGUGGACAAGACGGACAAACGCGCCAAAUACGACGCCAUUAUGGACAAGGGCAAUGCUCGUACGCAACAGGCAUUUGCCAAAAAGAAACAAAAGGAGGAAGACGACGCCUUGGACGAAGAACCGGACGAUGCCUUUUUGAACGCUGCCUUGGCCAAGGCACGUCGGUUGAAGAAAUUACGAGACAUGAGCGGGGCUAAAAAGGGCGCUCAGGCGGUCGUACAAGCGGUCCAACAAAUGAUGCCCGACCAAACUCCGUCCUCCGAUGGUGUCACCUUUUCAGUCGACGAUACGCGCGAAUUCACCAGGGCCCUACGAGCCAAAUCGGAACAACAGAGUCGUAAAGCUGCUGCCAAGGAAAAGGAAAAACCUGCCGCCAACACAAUCACUACAACAACUACGGCAGUCAAGAAGGAACCUACUGCGGUUGUGGUGGAAACAGUCACUACCAAGCCAGAUGGAGUAGCAGCAACAAACAACGACGACGAGUUUGAGGAGGACGUGGACAUGGCCGAGUUGGCCAAGGAAGUAAAAGACGAUGACGAAUACAACACGGGCAACAACUUUUUGGAGGGCACCACUGGGAAUACUGUCGCUGUUGGUCGAGGAUUGGCAGGUGUCGUCCAUCUGUUCAAGCAAACGGGAGAUCUCACCCGCAAGAAUGCCGGCAAGGAAGAAAUGAGAGGUCGCGCCAAGGAUGAAAGGACGUACGAAGAUUACGAAGCAGUUGACCUCAAGUCAGUGGUAAAGAUUGACGAACGCUACGCUACCGACAAGGACAAGGAUCUAGCCAAUAGAGAAGUCAAGCUCGAAUAUCGCGACAAGCAUGGACGGUUGUUGACUCGGAAGGCAGCCUUUCGUGAGUUGUGUUAUCAAUUUCACGGCCAUGGCAGUUCCAAGCGCAAAGUGGAGAAGCGUCAGAAGCAAAUGGCUCGCGAGAAUGCCGAAGCAAGAUUGGCAUCUCAGCAAUCGGAUGGUGGUCCGGGUACAUUUGGAGCGCUCAAGGCUACACAGAAAGCCACUGGAAAAGCCUUUGUGGUGCACAAGACGUGA